AUGGCUGACUCAAUCAACCCUCCUCUCUCAUAUGAGGCGUCCGCUACCACUACUCACCCCCAUGAAGCCACCUCUUUGCCUGCCGAAGUCAUUUCGUGCCUGAAGAACUCCCGCUUCCUGCACUUGGCAACAUGCGACAAUCUGACCCCCCAUAUCUCGCUCAUGUCCUAUACAUACCUUCCUUCGACCCCCUUCGAUCCCUACCCAACAAUUAUUAUGACCACCAACCUGGCAUCUCGAAAGACCAACCAUCUUCUCUCCAAUCCACGGGUGUCUUUACUGGUCCACGAUUGGGUUUCUCAUCGUCCGCCCACUCGCACAGUGAAUCCCAGCGGUGGGCGUGACGGCUCUCCCCCGCCAGCGGCAACUCGCUCAUCUCUGGCCAGUUUGCUCUUGAACUUAAACACCAGCGCUCUCUCCAGUAUCUCGACCACCAUCACUGGGGAGGCACGAUUCCUUGAACCAGGCUCCGAGGAAGAAGCUUGGUGCAAGGAACGUCAUCUAGAAAACAACACCUUUGAGGAGGAGGAGAUCAAUCUCUUUGGCCAGCAGCAGCAGCAGCUCCAAGGCCAGACUCAGCGUCGCCCCAGCAUUUCCAUUGAUAACGAUGUUCGUGUGGUGACUGUGCAAGUCCGUGAGGGUCGUAUUGCCGAUUGGAAGGGUGGUGUCCGAGACUGGGUAUUGCUUCCCCCAACAGAAGCUUCAGAAGGGUUGGUGAAUGGAGUCACUUUAUAG
Messenger RNA from Penicillium malachiteum, 735 nucleotides. RefSeq names its product pyridoxamine 5'-phosphate oxidase family protein. The transcript has 2 exons. Bases 1 to 735 code for a protein of 244 amino acids. Gene Ontology annotation, cellular component: cytoplasm; nucleus. Lineage: Eukaryota; Fungi; Ascomycota; Eurotiomycetes; Eurotiales; Aspergillaceae. The record is from RefSeq and is a predicted model, not a curated record.